AUGGCGGAACCCGAGAAGGACUUGAAGAGGCUCGAGGCUGAGCAGGCGAUGGAAGACGCCGACCUCCUCGACGCUCUCGACAAGGAGUCCAAAGAAUUCGACAAGGACAGCGAAAUCGCCCGCAUCCUCGCCGCCUUCCGCGCCAACGCCUACGAUGUCCUCGACCUCCAGCCUGGCGUUCCCGACGAAGACAUCAAAAGACACUACCGCAAGAAAUCCCUCCUAAUCCAUCCCGACAAAUCCUCCAACCCGCAAGCCCCCGAUGCCUUCGACCGCCUAGCCGCCGCCUACCAAGCCCUCCUCGACACCAAGAAACGUGCCAUCCUCGACGAAGCAAUAAGCGAUGCCCGCCAUCUCCUCAUCCGGGACCUAAAGCUCACAAUCGAUAGCGAGGAGGUGAAGGAUCCGGACGUGGUGUUCAUGAAGAAAUGGAAGGAGAAGGUCAAGUUCGUGUUGGCGGAUAAUGAGGCGCGACGACAGCGGCAGAUGAAGGCGCAGAUGCAGGAGGAAGGGCGGGAGCAGAGACGGGUGGAUGAGGAGGUCGCGGAGAGGAAGAGGAAGCGGGAGCAUGAGCAGGAUUGGGAGAAGACGAGGGAUCAGCGGAUUGGGAGUUGGAGGGAUUUUGCGGCCGGGAAGAAGAAGGAGGGGGACAAGGGGAAGAAGAAAAAGUUGAAGACGUUGGGAUGA
This is a messenger RNA of Recurvomyces mirabilis, 687 nucleotides long. It is a transcript of the gene spf31, whose product is annotated as DnaJ subfamily C member 8. Bases 1 to 687 code for a protein of 228 amino acids. The record is from RefSeq and is a predicted model, not a curated record. The transcript is spliced from 2 exons. NCBI's taxonomy places the organism in Eukaryota, Fungi, Ascomycota, Dothideomycetes, Mycosphaerellales, Teratosphaeriaceae.